Molecule: messenger RNA, 965 nt
Organism: Ilyonectria robusta
Lineage: Eukaryota; Fungi; Ascomycota; Sordariomycetes; Hypocreales; Nectriaceae
Exons: 1
Coding region: 148-819 (223 amino acids)
Source: RefSeq, a predicted model, not a curated record
GUCGCCCAUUGUCCGAUAUGACUAGAGCUCUUGCCGGGCGCAAAGCUCGCCCACUCCACCUCCGGCACAUGUCAGGUCAGCUCCGCAAGCGAACCGAACCAAUUCGACGUCAACAUGGGCAAGUUACCGCUGUUUGCGUAGGACGGCAUGAUGGGAUUGUCCCGAUUUGCGGUCGACAAUGACAAUACUGUGCGUCUACGAAUCACAAACUUUGUGCGUGCUUGCUGCACUGCACGUCUGCACUCACCGAUGAACACGGCACGGAAGCGAGAGGGAAUACGGGAGUGGAAUUGGAGCUUGCAGACGACGGCUGGUUGGCACAUGCGGUCGAGGAUCUCGAUGGUGGCGCGGGAGGCAGUACAUGCCAAGUACUGUAUUGUACCGCACCGGUUGGUUGGUGGGUCGUGGAGGAGAGGCGGCGCACGACAACGUUUCCCCGGACAGGAGAGGGCUGCUAAUGUGAGCUGUGAGCUAUUUGCAGUGGGUUUGCAGUGGGUGUGCACCCUAUUUGUCCAGUGUGCUGUCGCGGGUUACGCACAGUUACGUACUGGUACAGCGCGGUGCUCGCAGCGCUGUAAGGGACAUGUAAGGGACAUGGCUGCACCUGCGUCCCGCACCUCGCACAGCGUCAUGGCUGGCGGGUGUGCCCUAGGUAGCCUUCCGAGAUCCAAUAGAGUCGGCAGCUGGCGUACGGAUGACGAAAUAAAACCAGGGCCAGUGGCCCCAGAAGCUAAGGAUCCAAGCCGAGACCUGCGCCUGUGUCCCACUGCGAGCCACCAUAUUUCUUUGGUUUGGUUUGCUGUCUGUCGUUGUCCCUGAGUGUCUCUUCCUGUCUCUUCCCGUCCCUUCCCGUCGAGUCACUCACAGCAGUCCAGGCCUAGUUGAGCUGUUCGCCGGAUAGGUAGCGUCCGUUAGUGGCCGUCAGUGGCCCGCCAGUGGCCACAGCCCUCUCUAGUCGGCAGCUG